Molecule: messenger RNA, 2137 nt
Organism: Ooceraea biroi (clonal raider ant)
Lineage: Eukaryota; Metazoa; Arthropoda; Insecta; Hymenoptera; Formicidae
Biological process (GO): protein phosphorylation
Cellular component (GO): mitochondrion
Molecular function (GO): ATP binding; protein kinase activity
Source: RefSeq, a predicted model, not a curated record
AUCGCGCGAGGAACAUGGCGUUAUCAGAGAUCACGGGGUCGCUUUCACUCGCUGAUAACGCGGCGGAUGCCGAUGGGUUUUGAUCUGAAAAAGGGGACCGAUCGUAAUCUCGCUUCGGCCAUGUUCUCCCGCGCUUCUCCCUUGAAUAUUCCCGAGUCGCGAAUGGCAAAUCUCGGCGACAAAGUUGACGAGAAGAAACAGAAAACGGAUCAGUUUCUGGAGUACACGCGAGAAGCGAUCUUGAUACUGCUGAGAAUCGUGAUCGUCGGAUCGGUCUUAAUCGCCGUGAUUGUCGCCUAUCUGAUAACGCGUCUGACGCACGCGACUCUGUUCCCUAUCAUCCUGCGGAAAGGUAUCGAGUUCCUCGGACCGAUCUUUAUCAAAUUCGGCCAAUGGAUAUCCACGCGGCGAGAUAUCUUUCCGCGGGAUGUCUGCGAUACGCUUUCGCAGCUUCAAUGGAACGCGACGUCGCACUCUUGGCAGGACACGGAGCACUUGCUCGAAAGUACGUACGGUCCGUCCUGGCGAGAUCUAUUCGUGAGAUUCGAUGAGGAGGAAUUGAUCGGCUCGGGAUGUUGCGCGCAGGUGUACAAAGCGUGGAUCGACUUGGACGCGGCGGACGUCCUGGCGGCACGAGAACGUUAUCGAUUGCCGCGUUUCAUAGAAAGUAAGCUAGAAAGUGUUUUCUCUUCUUGCACUCGAAACAUGUUCUUAUCAAUAAUUUCAGAGAAAACUUUUGAUCAAAGUGAUAAAUUUGCGUUUGCCAGUCCGCAUACCAGGAAAUUGCAAGUCGUAGCUGUAAAAGUAUUGCAUCCUGGAAUCGAAGACCGACUCAAAAGAGACAUCACGAUAAUGUCUGGUCUUUGUAAGUGCGCCUUGUACUUUAUACCGGAUCUGCAUUGGCUCAGUCUUACGGAUUGCAUCGACGAAUUCGCACGCAUAAUGGAAAACCAAGUAACUUUGCAACACGAAUAUUUCCUACGAUUUUUAUACUUCCUGCGUAAUAUGAGACCAAUCUUGUCCAAACAAAUUCCAUUGAGAAUCAUAUCUUCUCGGAGAUUAACCUUUAUCGCAAUCUCAACAAGUGCAAUAUUUAAGGAUAAUUUCAUCCACUGUGACUUGCAUCCGGGCAACAUUCUAGUUGAAAAAACGGCCGUUCCGAAGACAGGCAUGCUUAACACCUUUCGGCAGGUCAUUACCCCCGAUUACGUGGCAGACGACCCACGCUUGAUCAUACUGGACUGUGGUUUAGUGGUAUCGCUGGAUGAUCGCUGCCGACGAAACCUCCGAGAUGUUUUUUACUCGGUACUAAUGGGAAACGGUGAAAUGGCGGCGCAAUAUAUUUUGGAGCACAGUUCGCACAUGACUCCUGACCCGGAUGGGUUUAAACGUUCGAUGAAGGAGAUCGUUAAGUCUCACCUUCGAAAUCCAUUUAACGUUAGUAACACGAUAUUCCUGACACUUUGUAAUUUACGAAUCACCAAAACAAUGCAUCGCUUCAAUUUAUGAAAGUGUCUUGAUCUCGAUCAAGGUCACCUGCGAUGACCGUUAAUUUCUUUUCGCUUCGUAAAAUCGAUAUUCCAUUUCUAUUUUCAAAUAAGUAACCAUGUACGUAAACAUCGUACGAAGUAUCGCGCUACGUUACAACGAAAUAUCGUAGCGAUCGUAGCGAAAGAGCACACGCAUUAUGUAAAUAAUUAUACAGCGAGAGCGUCGGUAUAUAUGCCAUUAAGAGAUCGUAUAGAUUCAAUCAAAAUCGAUCGGCAAUUACUAGACUUGUUGCAUAUUUAACACGUAAGAGUAGACUAACCAGUUUUUAAUACCAGUUUUUAGUAUUAUGAUGUUGAUAACGGAUAGUAACGAUGAUUCUAUGAUAAAAAUAGCGCUUUUAUGCCGAAAAACUCCGCCAAGAGUCGAUGUCGAUGGACGUUGACUCUAAAUUGAAAGAAUUUAUUAAUGAAAUUAAGAUCACGAUUCGCUUUUACGAAACACUGUUCGCAGAAAUAAUUAUUGUACGCAUAGUUAGUCCGAAUAUUCGCACAGGUGAACGUGAGUACCGUUGUGUCGGAAUUAUUCUCCACGAUGGUUCGUCAUCGAGUCAAGCACGAUGGUUCCUUCAGCAGCGUGAUUCUCAGCA